Molecule: messenger RNA, 802 nt
Organism: Cicer arietinum (chickpea)
Lineage: Eukaryota; Viridiplantae; Streptophyta; Magnoliopsida; Fabales; Fabaceae
Source: RefSeq, a predicted model, not a curated record
AAAAGAAAAACAUAGCAAAAUUAUUAGUCUUUUCAAAAAAGAGAGUAUGUUAUUUUCAAUUCCAUUGUUGGUUUUGUUUUCAUCCAUGUGCUUGAUAACUAAGCAAAUCGAAAUUGAUGAAAACAAUGAAGAGAUGGUUGGUAGCAUAAACACUAACAGAGUAACAAACUCUGAAGUGAAAAAGUUGAAUGAUGAAGUUGAAGAAGCAAAGUUCAAAGAAUGUAGAAAGAACCAUUCAUAUGGCAAUGGUGGAUACUCUGUUGAUGGUUGUUUAGAGUUUUCAGCAGAUGGUGUUGAAGGUACACGUGAGUUUUUCAUAUGUGCUGCAUGCAAAUGUCAUAGAAAUUACCAUCGUCAAGAAACGACACCAAUAACGUCGUUUCAUCAUCAACCGACUCCCAUAACGACAGUUUAUGAGACUCCGACUGGAUACCUCAAAAUAAAUGGACCACCACCAAGGGGGACUACUACCACCACAACUGCUCUUGCUCUUGCUCUUCCUUCCAAGAAGAGGUUUAGGACAAAGUUCACUCAUGAACAGAAACAGAAGAUGUUUGAUUAUGCUCAGAAAUUAGGUUGGAAAGUUAAGAAGAAAGAUCAGAAUGUAGUUCAAGACUUUUGUAAUCAGAUUGGGGUAAAAUGUCAAGUUUUUAAAGUGUGGGUUCAUAAUAACAAAUACACCCUUGGCAAGAAGCCUUAGAAAAAAUACAAUCAUAAAAAUAAUUAAUAAUCAAUAAUAAUAAUGGUUCUGUGUUCUUCUUUUUAUAAUAAUGUAGAAAAUUGCUGAGGGUUAUAUUUUCUA